AUGGCUCCACCAGUUCACUUUUUCUCCCAUGGCUCAACGAUGAUGUUAGGCGAAGAGACCAAAUCGGCCGACUACUGGAAAGCCUGUGGUGAUGAAGCCCUCUCUCACGGCAUCAAAGGUGUGAUAAUGAUGGGCGCGCAUUGGGACGCGCGUGGCGUAAACCGUAUCGAUGUGUCAAUGAACCCGGCACCCAUAAAAUCACCCGUCGCGUACGUUCACCCGCGCAAAUACAAAGACUACGAGCUCGUCCCAGAUCUCGAGAGCGGAAAGAAGUGCAUAGCAGCGCUGCGGGAAAAGGGCAUUGACGCACGACCGAACGACACGUUUGACUGGAUCCACGACACAUACUUGAUUUUGAUUAGGAUGUUUCCCGAGAAAUGCCCACCAACGACUAUCAUCAGUAUGAAUUCGCGAUUCGAUCCGCAUCUGCACGCCCGGGUGGGUAACAUCUUGGCAAAAUUCCGCGACGAGGGCUAUCUCAUCAUUGGGACGGGUGGCGCAGUACACAACCUUUACCGCAACCACUGGGCGCAGAUGCUCAGGUACUCGGACAACUUGGCACAACCAUACCCACCAGAGGCACCGAUGCUUGAGUUCCGCCAGAGCGUCGAGGAUGUCUUCAUCCGCUGCUGCAGGAAGGGUGCGAAAAAGGGUAGCUUGACGCGUGGUAUCACGAGAUUGAUGAAGCAUCCCAUGUACCGGGAUGCGCAUGCGACAGAUGAUCACUACAUGGCGGCAUGUUUUGUGGCUGGAGUUGUUGAUGGAAGUAAGAGGGAUAGCGACGAGUGUGUGCUCGGAGCUGAGGAUUGGGAGUUGGUGAACAUGUGCAACAGCCAGUUUACUGUUGGCAGAUGGGAAUAG
Messenger RNA from Alternaria burnsii, 861 nucleotides. RefSeq names its product aromatic ring-opening dioxygenase family protein. NCBI's taxonomy places the organism in Eukaryota, Fungi, Ascomycota, Dothideomycetes, Pleosporales, Pleosporaceae. The coding region runs from base 1 to 861 and encodes 286 amino acids. Gene Ontology annotation, molecular function: ferrous iron binding; oxidoreductase activity, acting on single donors with incorporation of molecular oxygen; zinc ion binding. The transcript has a single exon. The record is from RefSeq and is a predicted model, not a curated record.